Molecule: messenger RNA, 3739 nt
Organism: Magnolia sinica
Lineage: Eukaryota; Viridiplantae; Streptophyta; Magnoliopsida; Magnoliales; Magnoliaceae
Product: pentatricopeptide repeat-containing protein At1g19720
Exons: 3
Coding region: 77-2842 (921 amino acids)
Biological process (GO): RNA modification
Molecular function (GO): RNA binding; zinc ion binding; protein binding
Source: RefSeq, a predicted model, not a curated record
UCACUCCUCUGGGCUGUAGUCUUCUCUCUCGGAUAAUAUCAGUUUCAUCAGUUCUUCCACCGAGAGAGGGAGAGAGAUGGAAAUCUCUACCAUCCUCCCUAAAUCCAAACACCCAUUUCUGGAUUUCUUCAAACAAGAAAACCCAUUUGAAAUCUCUUCAAAACCAACCAAACGCAUCAAAAAACCCAAUCCAAUUUGUUCGAAAUCCCUAGCAAAAAGCCUUUCCAAACAAGACCCAAAAUCCUUCCGCCCCACCAUCUCCUCCUCAAAAAAAUCCAAUCCAACGGUGCAAAAAUCACCUCCUAACAUCACAGACAACCACCUCCACCGCCUCCGCCAAACAGGCCACCUCGAAGAAGCCGUUACUGUCCUCGAAUCCAUUGCCCAGCAUGGUGCCAAGGUGCGCACCAAGACUUACAUCUCCUUACUACAGUCCUGCAUCGAUUCCGAUUCGAUUGAUAUCGGGCGGAAAAUCCAUGCCCGUAUCGGUUCUGUACGCAAUUCAAAUCCAUUUGUUGAGACCAAGCUUGUCAGCAUGUAUGCAAAAUGUGGCAGCUUGGAUGAAGCCCGCCGGGUGUUUGCUGAAAUGCGUGAGAGAAAUCUCUUCACGUGGUCUGCAAUGAUUGGUGCUUGUGCCCGGGAGCAAAGGUGGGAAGAAAUUGUGAAGCUCUUUGCUUGGAUGAUGGCGGAAGGUGUAAUUCCAGAUGGGUUUUUGGUCCCCAAGAUCAUGCAGGCUUGUGCAAAUUUAGGGGAUGUAGAAAUGAGAGAAUCAGUACAUUCAAUUGUCAUUCGGAGUGGGUUGGAUUCGUUGGUCCAUGUUAGCAAUUCGAUAUUGGCAAUGUAUGCUAAGUGCGGGAGGUUGCAUUCAGCAAAGCAAGUUUUUGAGAAAAUGGGCCAGAAGGAUUUAGUGACAUGGAAUUCAAUGAUAUCAGGGUGUUGCCAGGGUCGUGAGAAUGAAGAAGCAAUGAAGCUGUUUGAUCGAAUGCAGGCUGAAGGAAUCGAGCCGGGUUUGAUCACAUGGAACAUAUUGAUAGCUAGCUACAAUCAAUCUGGUGGUUGUGAUCGAGCAAUGGAAUUGAUGAAGAAGAUGGAGAGCUCCGGCAUCAUGCCAGAUGUUUUUACUUGGACUAGCAUGAUAUCGGGGUCUGCUCAAAACAACAGAACACACCAAGCGCUGGAUCUGUUUAGAGAAAUGUGGUUGGCAGGCAUUGAACCUAAUGGCGUGACAAUUGUGAGCGUGGUUUCUGCUUGCACUUCUCUCAAGGCUUUUAAGAAGGGGACAGAGAUUCAUUCCAUUGCAGUGAAAUUGGGGUCGGCAAAUGAUGUGCUGGUGGGGAACUCACUGAUUGAUUUGUAUUCUAAAUGUGGGAAAGUGGAAGAUGCUCAGAGGGUGUUCGAUAAGAUCUUGGAACGGGACAUUUUCACAUGGAAUUCAAUGAUAGGAGGAUAUGUGCAAGCAGGGUAUUGUGGGAAGGCCCACGAUCUAUUUGAGAAGAUGCAGAUUUCAGGCAUCCGACGGAAUGUUGUCACGUGGAACGUGAUGAUUUCAGGGUAUAUGCAAAAUGGGGAUGAGGAUCAAGCAAUGGAGCUGUUCAAAAGGAUGGAAACAGAUGGGAUAAAAAAGAGCACUGCAUCUUGGAAUUUGCUGAUUGCGGGUUCUCUGCAAAACGGCCACAGCAACAAGGCUCUGAUGAUAUUUCGGCAAAUGCAAUCCAUUUGCAUGAGAUCCAAUUCUGUUACAAUCUUGAGUGUCCUGCCAGCUUGUGCAAAUUUAGUAUCAGCGACAAAGGUGAAAGAAAUUCAUGCUUGUGUAUUGCGGAGUGGGUUAGAUUGUGAGGUUUCGAUUCUGAAUUUGCUUAUAGAUACUUACGCAAAGUCUGGAGAUAUAGUUAGCGCGCAAUCAGUAUUUGAUUCUCUAUCAUCUAAAGAUCUUAUCUCUUGGAAUUCAUUGCUUUUGGGUUUUGUUUUACAUGGUCGUUCUGAGAUUGCAAUAGAUCUUUUUAAUCAGAUGAAACGGAUUGGAGUCAAACCAAACCAUACGACAUUUACAAGUAUGAUUGCAGCCUAUGGUCAUGCGGGGAUGGUGAAUGAGGGGAAGGAACUAUUCUCUAGCAUGACCCAAGAUUACCAAAUUUCGCCAGUAUUAGAACACUAUGCAGGGAUCAUAGAUCUCUUGGGUCGUUCGGGAAGGCUAAGAGAAGCAGCUGGUUUCAUUGAGAAAAUGCCUGUCGAGCCCGAUUUGACUGUUUGGGCUGCCCUGCUGACAGCCUGCAGGGUCCAUGGCAACAUCAGCUUAGCAAUCCAUGCAGCUGAACAUCUGAUCAAAUUGGAGCCAGGAAAUUCAGUAAUUCACAGGUUAUUGUUACAGUUGUAUGCUUUAGGUGGGAGGACCAGUGAUGCUUCAAAGGUAAGAAAGCCUAAGAAACAGAAUGGAAUUGUGAAUUCUCUUGGUUGCAGCUGGAUUUAUGUUAAAAACAUGGUGCAUACGAUUUUCUCAGGCGAUCAAUCUAUGCCAAAAGCUGAUGUUAUCUAUGCACAAUUAGAUAACAUAGCAGAAGAAGCCAAGAAAGGAGAAAUGGGUUUUCAUGAUAUGCACCUUUGCAUUGAGGAAGAGGAGAAGAUUGCCAGCAUCCAUAGCGAGAAGCUAGCGAUUGCUUUUGCCCUCGUAGGAACUCCUGCCUUCCAAACCAUACGGAUUAUCAAAAACCUCCGGAUGUGUACAGGUUGCCACAGUGCUGCCAAGCUUAUUUCAAGGGUACAUAGACGGGAAUUAUUUCUGAAGGAUCCAAAAUGCUUACAUCAUUUCAAGAAUGGGCGGUGUUCUUGUAAGGAUUAUUGGUGACACACGGAAUAGAAUCAAUGGGAGGCAGAAAGUGUACUUCCCAUCACCUGCCGCGUCUACAGAUGUGGCAAUUUUUGAGUCCUUGUGAAGUUAUGAUCAUGGCCAGUAGCAGGGAUAACACAUCUCAGGUUUAUCUUCAGAGAAUGGUGUGGGUGUUGGUGAUUCUUAAUGACUGAAGCUGACAGAUGCUGUCUGGAAACAUUUAAGUUCAUGGAUAUUGAAGAUAUGAAACCCAAGAAGGGUGGAAGUGAAGGUUGGUCAGUCAGUUUGCAUGGCAUUAGUCCUUUGCAUCAGUGACACCUUCUGGGGAAAUCUGAAAUCGUGCUUCAGCUUCCGGCAAGCAAGGAGAGCUUAUCACUUUACAGAUGCGCUCUUCUCCCCUUCCCUUACGGAGAGCAAGCCUGAUACAGAUCAAACAAGGAACCAAAUAAAAAAGGAGAAAAGAAGCAAACAUCAGAAGAAAGCAGGUUUAGGAUGGAGGGCACAAACAGACCUUGUUGUAGAAGCAUGUGCCAUGAUGUUUCCACCAAUGGGCUUGAUUUGGGGCCCAGCAAAGAGUGCUGAACCAUCCACUUGCGCGACAACUUGAUUGGUAAUCACCACCGCCACACCAAACUACAUCCAGCUCUAAUAUUUAGAGAUUUUAUAAAAACCGAGAGAGAGAGAGAGAGAGAGAGAGAGAGAGAGAGAGAGAGAGCAGUAAAGAUUGUCGAUUAGGAUUCAAACAGCUACCCUUGGGGCUAGUUAUAUUGUAUCAUAAAGUGGACUAAAUGAGCUCCGGUCUCCGUUAACAUGAAGCAUGAGUUUAUAUGUAAGCCAUUCUUAAAUUCAGGAAGUUGGAUGAGGUUUUGAAAGCAAGAAUUUUAAAAUACAUGUAAUAAAAUAGAAGAUUGACUU